Molecule: messenger RNA, 391 nt
Organism: Monoraphidium neglectum
Lineage: Eukaryota; Viridiplantae; Chlorophyta; Chlorophyceae; Sphaeropleales; Selenastraceae
Exons: 1
Source: RefSeq, a predicted model, not a curated record
AUGGCGAAUCAGCGGCGUUGCGGCGGCGGCAACGGCGGCGGCGGCGGCGGCGGCAAUGGCGGUGGCGGCGGCAAUGGCGGCGGCGGCGGCGGCGGCGGUCGUGCGGCGCGUUGCGUGGCGGCGGCGGCGCACGGGCCCGGUGGUGCACGGGCGCAGUUUCGCGGGCGCAGUUUCGCGGGCGCAGUUUCGCGGGCGCGGUCUUAUGGGGACAGGCUUCCAUGGCGGCGCGGCCUGUUUGGGCUGCGGCUGGGGGCCGGGCGCGCUGAUCUAUUCGUGCAUGUGAUUGAAGCCGCCGUGCCCGCACAGCGCGGGGCCGGCCAGGCGGGGACCUGCGUCGUGGGCGGCGUGUUUCAAAGGGGCUGGCUGGCAGGCGUUCUGGCUGCAGCGCCGC